AUGGUCUCGAUGCCGGAAACAAAGCGCCGCGAGGCUCUUUCAGAUAAUGAUAAUAAUGGACUUGCCGGCAUCCACGUAAAGGGAGAAAAACGAUCGUUUUCAGACCAAGAAAAUGCAAGCCCACUGAAGGGCCACACCGACAAGAAGACUAGAACUACCAAAUCCAGUACCCCAGAAGUACAUUCAGCAAGCACUAUCUUUCGAAAAUUCGUCACCAAUGCUUUGAAUGAACAUGCCAUGGGGAACUCGGCAAACUACCAAGUGCUUCGAUUAAAGUUUUCUGCGGAUCCAUCCGAAGAAGAUGCGCCAUCAUCUCAAGAAUUACAAAUGACUAUCACGGCCCUCUCACAAAAAGUUUCACAAUUGAAUGGUUCCUGUUCAACCCUUGUUCAGGAUAUCGUGGAAUGCCAGUGGGUGGCAAGGAGUAGUGUUUUUGUAAGCGCCUAUGUGCGGUUCUUGGGGAACCUGGUCAGUGCUCAUUCUAGCUAUAUGGGAAUGGUAACACGAAUGUUGGUGGGUUUUUUUGGCUAUCUACCAAGCUCUUUGGGUAAACUCCCAAAUCAUGACCAAGUAUCAAGAGCAAUGAUUCGUGCUCGUGUUCACUACGCCUUACAAUUUAUUCUCGACUUGGUACCAACAGCAAUAUUUUCGACUCUGUUCCCAUCCCUGGUGGCUGAGUUUCCACACAAGAGUGACAAGAAGCAAGCCCACAUAAAUUACCUCCAGAAUGUGCUGAAGGUCAUUGAAUAUGCCCCUGCUCUACAGAAUAGACUUUUGGCAAUGAUUACAGAUCGGGUCAUCAAGGUCGAUGUUGAGAUCCAGGUUAAUGUUGAAGAUUUAGAAGACGAGGAGGGCGAGGAGCUAGAAGCCGAGCUCACUGGAAAUAUACCGCAGCUUAAGGAUACUUCAACUAUCAUAGAAGAGGAUGAUGAUGAGUCAGAUGGAGAUGUGGAAUAUGAUGAUGAUGAGGAUAUCGAUGCAAUCACGAAUAUCAGGGAGACAGUUGAUAAGCUUGACUCUAUGCUUUAUAUACUUUUCGAAUAUUAUUCCAAGACCCUUCCCACAAAGUAUAGUCAUGAGCCUAAACCGAACGCCAUGGAUACGUUCGAACUAAUGCUUCGAACGUUUGAUAACACCAUUCUGCCCACCCACCGUUCGCGGUUCACACAAUUCCUCCUCUUCUGGGCUGCUCAGAAAUCGCCAGAAUUCACCAAUCAUUUCUGCGUCUCCAUUAUCGAAAAAGCCCUCGACAACACUCGCCCUCAAAAAGCUCGCCAAGCAGCGGCCGCAUACAUCGCAUCUUUCGUUGCAAGAGCAAAGACUAUGUCGAAGACGGAUGUCCGAGUCGUUGUUAGGCUGCUUUGUCGAUAUCUUGGGUUAUUUGUGGACGAGAGGUCCCAUGAAUGUCACGGCCCAGACGUCUCAAGAUGGGGGGGCUUCUACAGCAUCGUUCAAGCGGUGAUGUAUAUCUUCUGCUUUAGGUGGAGAGAUUUAAAGGAAGAUGAGGAAGACGAAUUUGGAAUCGUGGAGGAAAAGUGGACAUCAGGCUUGGACAAUCUAUGCAAGGCAGUCCUUUCAAAGUUCAACCCACUGAAGGUAUGCGCACCAACAGUGGUCGAAACAUUUGCGAAGAUUGCGGCCCAUCUCCAGUUCAUGUUUUGCUUCUCCGUUAUCGAACAGAACAAACGGGCAGGAUUCGCCAACGAUGGCGAGCUCGAGAGCUACUUCCCGUUCGACCCUUACACUCUGAAGAAAAGCAAAGUAUGGAUCGAAGAUUACUACAUCGAAUGGCAGCCUGUUGAAGGUUUAGAGGACGAUGACGAGGAUAGUAGUGAUGUUGAUAAUGAUGCGGAUGAGGCGGAUGAACUAGACGAGGACGAAAGUGAUGUUAGCAGGUAG
This is a messenger RNA of Morchella importuna, 1899 nucleotides long. RefSeq lists its product as uncharacterized. Bases 1 to 1899 code for a protein of 632 amino acids. Gene Ontology annotation, biological process: transcription initiation at RNA polymerase I promoter. NCBI's taxonomy places the organism in Eukaryota, Fungi, Ascomycota, Pezizomycetes, Pezizales, Morchellaceae. Gene Ontology annotation, molecular function: RNA polymerase I core binding; RNA polymerase I general transcription initiation factor activity. Gene Ontology annotation, cellular component: nucleus. The record is from RefSeq and is a predicted model, not a curated record. The transcript is spliced from 4 exons.